This is a messenger RNA of Exophiala viscosa, 2163 nucleotides long. RefSeq lists its product as uncharacterized. Lineage: Eukaryota; Fungi; Ascomycota; Eurotiomycetes; Chaetothyriales; Herpotrichiellaceae. The record is from RefSeq and is a predicted model, not a curated record. The coding region runs from base 222 to 2117 and encodes 631 amino acids. The transcript has 3 exons.
GCACCCUACCACAACUGCACUCAUCAGCAUCAUUAUUUACCAGCUGGCCUGGAGUCUCUGAUACCAUUGUUUCCUCUCCCAGUCGGGUUUGCGCAUCUGUACCUCAACCGGAACGACAAGGUGCUCUGCUGGCAGACAGCCUUGUAACGUCAGCGGGUCCGAUCGUCGCUAAACACGCAGCACUCCUUCAUUUUGUUGUAUGGUCUGGAGGAAACUGCAAAAUGGCACCAACAACGCUCAUGACUUUCCUAGUCCGUGUUCCUCCUUCGACGAGGUCAGUGAGCCUUUAUGGUUCCUGGGACAACUUCUCCACCGCCUACCCCAUGCAACGCGAUACCCGCACGGGCCCCGAGCACUGGUCAGGCUGUCAUAGCUUUUCCAACAUUAUCUGUGAUGGCGACAAUCAACCGAUCGGCGUCCCAAGGGAAGGUGGUCUCAAGAUGGGUGGCACUUACUGGUACUAUUACAAGCUCGACGACGACCUCGAAUUCCACAACUCCGCAGAACCUUCAACAACAGCUUGCCCACUCCUCCCGGGCCAACUCGUCAACGUCUUAAAUGUUCCUUUUGCACUGAGCAGCAGCCGCUCUCGAAACGAUAGCGUUAGCUCGACCAAUUCUGAGUUUUGCACCAUGGAUCCUGCCGAUAAAUUUUUGAAUCCUCGGCCCGUACCAGCCAAGCCAUCACUGCCACGACUGAAGACAUCACCUACCUUACCACAAGGGUCUUGGUCGUCGAGCAGCUCUCCAGUAAGCGCUGACCCCAGAAGAGGCCGGUCGGCAACGUCUCGAGGUCCAUCUCAGUCCAGUAGUGCGACAAGGAUCAUACAAUUGGCAAAGAAACCGUCUCUGGAAGCCCCCAGCAGAUCGCUCUCACGCAGUAGUAACAGAUCUGCCGCAAUCAUUGGUGCCCUCCGGGCUCUCAAGUCGCCACGCUUUCCCAGUCCCGAUGGCACCACGAGUAGAGGUCGUUCGGCAACGAUGCCAAGUCCAACAGCGGAUGCUGUGGACAGAGUUGGGAAGGACUCAACGUCUGUAAAAGGCCUGGGUGUGCUUGCUGAGGUCAAGGCUCUUUCCUCAUCUGGUUCCGAUGGGGAGUUACUUCUGCGUCAAGAAUUUGGUACCGAGGUGGAGGGACUCAUUCCUGUAGCGAUGCCAUCUUUCGCUCAGCACCGUAGGCAGCGGUCUUCGUCGCGAGAACCAUCCUCGUUACGCAAUCCUCUCUCACGCGGCACAACACCAACACGAAAACCAACGGAUCAAGCCUGCACAUCAUUUCAGGCGUUGGAGACACUUGAAGAAGUGGCCACCCCACUGAAGACACCCGGUCACCCCCUGACCGCCGUGAAAGCUGAGACAAUCAGAUUGGUCGACGAUCACCAGAUACAACUGGAUCUGGAGAAACGCUUGCCGACUUUACCCAACACGCCAUCUUCAGCGUACCCACCAAGUUGUGUGGGUGACUCUCCAUCUCUCCAACUUGGUGCCGACAUUGAGCAUCUACAAAGUCAUUUUUCAAGCACAACCAUUGAGACAGGGUCUCGUGUGGACAGCUACGCCAAAAUUGAGCAUAGUCACUUUUCAGACUGGACGUGCAGCACCACCAGAAUAUCGGCACUGUCCGAAAAUGCUUCAAGCAUCAUUGACCUGGAGCCGAUGAGUCCGCCAGCGGAUGAAGGGUUCGACUUUACGAACAUCCCAGCUAUUGGUUUGGUUGAUCAUGGCGCCCAUCAGGGCGUCAUGAAAGCUGGAGGAUAUCCAAAGCCAAAGCCGGAUGGCUUACCUUCUGCAUCGAGCCUGUCAACGAUCAGCUCAGUUGCCUCUUCAGCCACAGCCAGCUCCUAUCCUGAUCUGGAUGGCCCAAUGGAGAAGGGCUCGACUUGGGGCAAAUUCCAACAUUAUCGCCUGCCAUCAGAAGAUGUUGGUUCUGGUGUGACGCUCAAGGCACUAGACACAGCAAACAUUGCUAAACCGCUUGUCGUGGACGGCCAUCAUCGUGCGACACAUUUGCAGAAUCCAGGCUGUGGGUUUGUUGAGCCCACAAUCCCUCAUUCAACGACCAUGCAGCAGCUUCUUGACGAAUUGAGCUAUCUCGGCGGCAUGAUCCAACAACAUUAAUAUCGUAUGCGGCGACGUACUUCUGAGCAAUACUAGCGACUUUACG